CAGGCGCCCAGACCUGCGGGCCACCGGGGCGGCACAGGGGCUGGAGCCCGGGCUGCCGCGGCCCCUCGCCUAGCGCGGUUAGGCGCGCGGCAGACCGGCUCCGGAAGCGCGCCGCUCGCGCUCAGUACUCAGCCUCGCCAUAGCCGGGUCUCUGAGCCCACGGAGCUUCCCAGCUCAGCCUCCGCGAGGAGGAGCAAGCGGGAAAGGGGGCUGAGCGUUUUGCUCAAGCGCUUGUUUUUCUCCGAGGCCUCCUACAGGUAACGACGGCCUGGUCAAAAAAGCCAGUGGAAACGGUUGCCAGGGCCGGCUAACAGCUGCUUCCGGAGGUUCUCUGGCGCUUCGGCAACAAUGGGGCCACUGGACCGAGGGAGCGCCCCUUCCGGUUUCGUAGCUUCUCACAGAGCUCCGUGGCGCGUCGCCUUUAACCCCGGAAGUGAAGUCUUCCGGGUUCCUCCCUCCCUCAAGAUGGCAGCAGCCGAAGAAGACGAGUUACCGCUGCCACGGCUGCCCGAACUAUUUGAUAUCAGCAGACGGCUUCUGGACGAAGUGGAAGUAGCGACCGAGCCCACCGGUUCCCGGGCAGUCCAAGAGAAGGUGUUGAAAGGACUCCAGCUCCUUAAGCAGGCCGCCGAAAUGUUAGCGCAGCUCGACUUGUUCAGCCAAAAUGAAGAUUUGGAAGAGAUUGCUUCCACCGACCUGAAGUACCUGAUGGUGCCAGCAUUUCAAGGAGCCCUCGCCAUGAAACAAGGCAACCCCAGCAAGCGCUUAGAUCAUUUGCAAUUGGCUCGAGAACACUUUUUAAACUACUUAACUCAGUGCCAGCACUAUCAUGUGGCAGAGUUUGAGUUGCCCAAAACCAAGAACAACUCAGCUGAAAAUAACACAGCUAGUUCCUCCAUGGCCCAUCCUAGCCUCGUUGCUAUGGCAUCUCAAAGACAGGCUAAAAUAGAGAGAUACAAGCAGAAGAAGGAGAUGGAGCGUAGGUUGUCUGAAAUGAAAUCUGCUGUCGAAAGUGGUGAAGCAGAUGAUGAGCAUGUUCGUGAGUAUUACCUCCUUCACCUUCGAAGGUGGAUUGGUAUCUGCUUAGAAGAGAUUGAGAGCAUUGACCAGGAGAUGGAUAUCCUGAGAGGAAAAGACUCUUCAAAAGAGGCAUCAACUUCUCAUUCAUCUCGUCCGUCCAGGCCUCCAAUGAAACCCUUUAUUCUCACUCGGGAUGCGGCCCAAGCCAAAGUAUUUGGAGCUGGUUAUCCAAGUCUGGCAACCAUGACAGUGAAUGACUGGUAUGAUCAGCAUCGGAAGUUGGGAGCUUUACCAGAUCAGGGAGUAGCCAGGACAACAUCAGGAGCAGAAGUAAUCUGGAUAAAGAUUCUGAGUAACAUGAAGACUUUGGCAGUAUUUUAUUUCACUUACUAGUAAAAUAAAUAGCCGAUGAUUCUGGGAGGAUUGGGGCAGUGGAGAAGUGUAGGUUUUGAACCUCUCCAAAUAUUAUGGCAUAAAAACAGACUGAGCAACUAGAUAGUAAAACCAAAAAUCCAUGGAUAGCAGCUCUGCUUCUGGUAUUAGCAGAAUAGGUUGUAUUAGAUUAGCACCUCCUACAGUUAACAAUUACAGACCGGAAAAGCUAUAACGAAAUAACUACCUAAAGGCACUGGAGAGUGACCAAAAGCAGACAUAGACUGGAGGUCAGUCAACACUUAGAAGAUAAGAGUGGUACUUAGAACUUCUUGAGGGCAGGGAUUUUGACUUACUGUAUUCUUGGUGCCCAAAUUGAUAAUUAGAUCAUAGAGAUACUUGAAGGUGUCUUUGGGAGGGAAAGGUGAAGGGUGGUCUUUAGAAAGAUGAAAGUAAUAUGGUUUUAGCAGAAAAAGCACAGACAGAGCUGGGGUAACCAAUUACUCCUGUUACUUGAUAGGACAUCAUAUAGCCCCUCUGAGCCUGUUUCCUUAUCUCAUGUAUUAUCUCAUUUGAUCUUAAUCCCAUGAAGCAGACAUUUUAACCACGUUUUAGUAUGAGGAAAUAGUGUCUGAGAACUGACAUAUGCAAAGUCAACAUAGCUAAAAAGUGGCGAGGCUAGGAUUUUAAUUCAGGCCUUAAUAUUCCAAGUUCUAGGGCUGUUUCAAAUAUAGCACAGAGAAAAGAAGAGUGGUCAAUUUGAAGAGUGGUUUUCCUGUGUGUUUUUUUUAUGGCUUUUCACCCAUGGGCAGGCUGCAGAUGCUGUGAUGGGAGUAGGUAAAAUUUGGAUAGAAACUUACAGUCUUAUUGGUUGUGCAAUGAGAGAACUGAGUUCGGGUGACUAUAGCAACUGAGAGGUGAGAAGAAUAUCCCAGAAAGAAGAGAACCACAGAGGAGGAGUCCUAAUUCUUUACAUAAAUCUGCCCACAUCUCUGGCUGACUCAAGCUCCACAUGCAUAGGAUAGAUUCCAAGCACCCUGGGGAGGGCUAAAAUAACUGAAUGGAAAAUGCAGCUACUACCCAAUGCAGAGGAAAUAGAAUUUAGAAUUUGGUUUUAGAUAAAUUAACUGCCUGCUAAAAUGAAAAAUCAAUACUCUAGUGGAAUGAAACAAUUCAGAAUCUGUAUAACAUACCCAUUUACGAAGUCUUGUAUUCAAUCAUAAACUAAACAUAUGGGGGGAAAAAACAGAAAAAUGUGACUUAUACUCAAGAGGAAAAGCAAUUGCUGGAAACCAAUCCCAAGAUGACUCAGAUGUUGAAAUUAGCAGACAAGGACUUUAAAGCAGCUUAUUUCUGUGCUUAGGGCAGAGGGGAAAAUAUGCUUGUAAAGAAUUAAAAGAUAAGAUGUCUCAGCAGAGAGGAAGAGACUAUACACAAAAAAAUCUGGAACAAAAAAUAUGGUAUCCGAACUUUAAAAAUCAUUGGAUAAGCUUAAGAGAUUGGCAAUGACAGAAGAAAGUGUCAGUUAACUUGAAGAUAAAUCAACACAAAUUAGCCUA
Myotis lucifugus (little brown bat) is the source of this 2951-nucleotide messenger RNA. RefSeq names its product immunoglobulin binding protein 1 (gene IGBP1). Gene Ontology annotation, cellular component: cytosol. Bases 349 to 1413 code for a protein of 354 amino acids. Gene Ontology annotation, biological process: regulation of dephosphorylation; regulation of signal transduction. Gene Ontology annotation, molecular function: protein phosphatase 2A binding. The record is from RefSeq and is a predicted model, not a curated record. Lineage: Eukaryota; Metazoa; Chordata; Mammalia; Chiroptera; Vespertilionidae. The transcript is spliced from 6 exons.